Messenger RNA from Cydia amplana, 872 nucleotides. RefSeq names its product rho GDP-dissociation inhibitor 1 (gene RhoGDI). Gene Ontology annotation, biological process: Rho protein signal transduction. The record is from RefSeq and is a predicted model, not a curated record. Gene Ontology annotation, cellular component: cytoplasm; membrane; cytosol. Gene Ontology annotation, molecular function: Rho GDP-dissociation inhibitor activity; protein binding. The transcript has 5 exons. Lineage: Eukaryota; Metazoa; Arthropoda; Insecta; Lepidoptera; Tortricidae. The coding region runs from base 171 to 779 and encodes 202 amino acids.
CUGUGGCCGGAAGCAUUUCGUCCGUCAUUUUUGAUCUAUAGAUUUUACAAAUCUGUAAAUUGCAUUUAUAGUUUUGUGCGAUUAUUUAGUGAUUUCAUUGAAAUAUAAUUAGUUGUUGCUUAAAAAUCGUCUAGUUUUCUUAGUGUCGCCGAGAGCUACUAGAAAAAACAAUGUCCGGUGAACCCGAAGUAGCACACACACCGGAGGGUGAGGAGGAGGAAAUCAAGUCCACCUACAAGCCUCCCCCGGAGAAAACCAUUGAGGAGAUCCUGGCGGCGGACCAGGAGGAUGAGUCCUUGCGGAAAUAUAAGGAGGCUCUUUUGGGGCAGGCGCAGAUCGGAACUGUUAUUGUUGACGCCACGGAUCCCCGGAAGGUGAUAGUGAAGAAGCUGGCGCUGUGCGUCGUGGGCAGGGACGACGUGGAACUGGACCUUUCUGGGGACCUCACUGACCUCAAGAAACAGGUGUUCGUUAUCAAGGAGGGCGUGCAAUACCGGAUAAGGAUCGACUUCAUUGUGCAGCGUGAGAUCGUGCACGGUCUCAAGUACGUGCAGAAGACGUAUCGGCUCGGAGUACCAGUGGACAAAAUGACCCACAUGGUCGGCUCGUACCCCCCAAAAACCGAGAUCCAAUCGUACACCACGCCCCCCGAAGACGCGCCGUCCGGCAUGAUGGCGCGAGGGUCCUACACCGUCAACAGCCUGUUCACGGACGACGACAAAAACGUGCACCUGCAGUGGGAGUGGAGCUUCGAAAUCAAGAAGGACUGGAAGGACUAAGCUUGGUAAGAGACUGGAUUGAAGUGCCAUUGGGAUUGUGGUUCGAUUUUUAUUUUGAAAUGGGACGGGAGAUCCGGUUACAAAAAUCUAUGG